AUGGCCGAUCCCGGGCUCUGGGGCGGUUAUAAAGAGAACGGUCGCCUAUUCCACUCCUUUUCCAAGGGAAAAUACUUCCUGCCAUGCGACGAGGAUGAGCAGGACCGUUUAGAUAUUUAUCACAAGUUUUUUAAUGUGGCUAGGCACGAUGUACUGCAUUCGACCCCUUUCACGGCUCCUUUUGCUGGAGCAACUUCACAUUCAAAGUUCGGUGCCAAAGGUCCGCUGAUAUUGGACUUGGGGACAGGAACAGGAAUUUGGGCAAUAGAUGUGGCUGACAAGUAUGUAAUGAUGCAGGCAAAAGUUUAUGGAGUCGAUCUUGCCUGGACACAACCUCAAAUUAUCCCAGCAAAUGUAUCGUUUUUGCAAGGCGAUAUCGAUUCACCUUGGCGUGGACUAGGAGAGGAUUCAUGGGAUCUCAUACACAUGCGGAUGCUCAAUGGUGGUAUAAUGGAUUGGAAAGAGGUGUAUCAAAAAGUUUUCAGGCACCUUAAGCCCGGUCAUGGCUGGCUUGAGCAUACCGAGAUUGAUAUAUUCCCGCGCUGCGAUGACGGUAGCCUUCCAGCGAACUCAGCAUUGAUGCAGUGGACCAAGCUAGUUCUGGAAGCUACUGAAGAAGCAGGUCGUCCACUGCGAUACAAUACCAGUACAGGGUCAAUGCUGGCGCAUGCUGGUUUAGUUGAUAUCCGGGAACAGGUUAUUCAAGUCCCGCUGAACCCAUGGCCAACGGACCCUCACUUAAAAGAGAUCGGUAGGUGGUACAAUCUGGGGUUCUCUCAGGGAAUUCAGGCUUCAGCCUUGGCUCCUCUCACUCGUGUCAAGGGAUGGAGUGUUGGUAGGGUGAACAAUCUCUGCAACGAAGUCAGGAAGGAAAUAUGUUCCAAGAAGUAUCAUGUCUACCACAACAUACACAUUUGGAAUGCCAGACGCCCGACCCUCUGA
Molecule: messenger RNA, 942 nt
Organism: Blumeria graminis f. sp. triticale
Lineage: Eukaryota; Fungi; Ascomycota; Leotiomycetes; Helotiales; Erysiphaceae
Source: the annotation of a GenBank genome assembly